AUGCAUUGUCAAAUUCUAAUCCUGUUAUUCCAAGUUUUCAAGACAACUAACUGUUUAGUUAUCCCACAAAUUACGGGUGAAUUACCGAAUUGCUAUUUCGAUCCCAUCCAGUUAGAAAUACAAUCCCACUGUCAGUUAGCCGAUCCUAAAUUCCAUGAACCAGGUCAAGUGGAUCUUCUAAUUGGCGCAGAUACAUUUUGGGAUUUACUGGAUAAUGAAAAGAUAUCUCUCGGGUCACACAAGCCUAUUCUACAUAACAGUAGAUUAGGAUGGUUCAUUUCUGGUCCGUUAGGUAUUUCCACCCCAAAUCAUUCUUUCUGUCAUCUCUCCACUUUAGAUGUUCAAAAACAGUUAGCGAAGUUUUGGGAAAUAGAAGAGUUGUCAUGUGAGCCGAUCCUGUCGGAUGAGAAAUUUCAAGCCGAAGGACACUUCUCUGAUAAUUUUAAGCGCGGUUCAAAUGGUAGAUUCACUGUAGCCAUUCCACUUAAGAAAUCAUCAGAAGUUUUAGGGGAUUCCAAGUUACAGGCAACAAACCAAUUCUUGCAACUGGAACGCAAACUUUCGAAAAAUCCCAAAUUAAAGGCCAUGUACACAGAUUUUAUGACCGAAUACCACGAUCUAGGUCUCAUGUCAAUUUUUUCUUCAUCCAAUUUCAAACCUACAUACUAUUCACCACACCAUGGCGUUCUAAAGGAGGAUAGCUCUACUACGAAACUUAGAGUAGUCUUUAACAGCUCAGUUCCCUCUUCAUCAGGUGUAUCCUACAAUUCUAUCCAGAUGGUUGAGCCUGUGGUACAAGAGGAUCUGGUUUCCAUCAUGCUAAGAUUUCGGCAAGACCAGUAUAUCAUUUCUGCAGACAUCUGUAAAAUGUACCGACAAAUAUUAGUCCAAGAGGAGUUUCAUCCUUUGCAGCUUAUUCUAUGGAGAGCAGAUCCCAUGUAUGAACUUCAAACUUUUUCUCUUAAUACUGUGACUUAUGGCACGGCAAGUGCUCCUUUUCUAGCCACACGCUGCUUAAAACAGUUAGCUAUCGAAUACGAAUCAUUGAAUCAUCAUGCAUCUCGAGUCAUCAGUAAGGAUUUCUACGUCGAUGAUCUGCUAUCUGGAGCUGACAGUUUCGAAGAGGCAGUACGUUUAUGUCAGGAGGUUUCAUCAAUCUUAAAAUUAUGA
This is a messenger RNA of Cylas formicarius (sweet potato weevil), 1170 nucleotides long. RefSeq lists its product as uncharacterized. The record is from RefSeq and is a predicted model, not a curated record. Lineage: Eukaryota; Metazoa; Arthropoda; Insecta; Coleoptera; Brentidae. The transcript has a single exon. Bases 1 to 1170 code for a protein of 389 amino acids.